This is a messenger RNA of Mandrillus leucophaeus (drill), 2600 nucleotides long. RefSeq names its product ATP-binding cassette, sub-family B (MDR/TAP), member 7 (gene ABCB7). Lineage: Eukaryota; Metazoa; Chordata; Mammalia; Primates; Cercopithecidae. The record is from RefSeq and is a predicted model, not a curated record. Gene Ontology annotation, cellular component: mitochondrial inner membrane. The transcript has 16 exons. The coding region runs from base 114 to 2510 and encodes 798 amino acids. Gene Ontology annotation, molecular function: ATP binding; ABC-type transporter activity; ATP hydrolysis activity. Gene Ontology annotation, biological process: intracellular iron ion homeostasis; transmembrane transport.
GCAACUCCAGGAAAAGAGAAAAAGACAGUGUUACUCCAAUAUUCCCGGUUGUGUAAGGAAAACAAUCAAAGCUCGACCCUAAGGAAAACAAAAAAAUACAAGAGGCUGCGCGAAUGCAUCCGACUCUUCAAACACAAUCCAUUUCCGGUCUGGGGCCCUGGGAAAACAAGGAGAGGAGAGACAAGGUAGCCGAAUUCAGUCCGCCAGUGUCCCAUAAUCCUCUUCUCUCGGUUCCUCUUUCCUCGCUCAAGAUGGCGCUGCUCGCGAUGCAUUCUUGGCGCUGGGCGGCCGCGGCGGCUGCUUUCGAAAAGCGCCGGCAGUCCGCGAUUCUGAUCCGGCCUUUAGUCUCUGUUAGCGGCUCAGGUCCGCAGUGGAGGCCACAUCAACUGGGCGCCUUGGGAACCGCUCGAGCCUACCAGAUCCCAGAGUCAUUAAAAAGUAUCACAUGGCAGAGAUUGAGAAAAGGCAAUUCAAGACAGUUCUUAGAUGCUGCAAAGGCUCUCCAGGUAUGGCCACUGAUAGAAAAGAGGACAUGUUGGCAUGGUCAUGCAGGAGGAGGACUCCACACAGACCCAAAAGAAGGGUUAAAAGAUGUUGAUACUCGGAAAAUCAUAAAAGCAAUGCUUUCCUAUGUGUGGCCCAAAGACAGGCCAGAUCUACGAGCUAGAGUUGCCAUUUCGCUUGGAUUUUUGGGUGGUGCAAAGGCCAUGAAUAUUGUGGUUCCCUUCAUGUUUAAAUAUGCUGUAGACAGCCUCAACCAGAUGUCGGGAAACAUGCUGAACCUGAGUGAUGCACCAAAUACAGUUGCAACCAUGGCAACAGCAGUUCUGAUUGGCUAUGGUGUAUCAAGAGCCGGAGCUGCUUUUUUUAACGAAGUUCGAAAUGCAGUAUUUGGCAAGGUAGCCCAAAAUUCAAUCCGAAGAAUAGCCAAAAAUGUCUUUCUUCAUCUUCACAACCUGGAUCUGGGUUUUCACCUGAGCAGACAGACGGGAGCUUUAUCUAAGGCUAUUGACAGAGGAACAAGGGGUAUCAGUUUCGUCCUGAGUGCUUUGGUAUUUAAUCUUCUUCCCAUCAUGUUUGAAGUGAUGCUUGUCAGUGGUGUUUUGUAUUACAAAUGCGGUGCCCAGUUUGCUUUGGUAACCCUCGGAACACUUGGUACAUACACAGCAUUCACAGUUGCAGUCACACGGUGGAGAACUAGAUUUAGAAUAGAAAUGAACAAAGCAGAUAAUGAUGCAGGUAAUGCUGCUAUAGACUCACUGCUGAAUUAUGAAACUGUGAAGUAUUUUAAUAAUGAAAGAUAUGAAGCACAGAGAUAUGAUGGAUUUUUGAAGACGUAUGAGACUGCUUCAUUGAAAAGUACCUCUACUCUGGCUAUGCUGAACUUUGGUCAAAGUGCUAUUUUCAGUGUCGGUUUAACAGCUAUAAUGGUGCUCGCCAGUCAGGGAAUUGUGGCAGGCACCCUUACUGUUGGAGAUCUAGUGAUGGUGAAUGGACUGCUUUUUCAACUUUCAUUACCCCUGAACUUUCUGGGAACUGUAUAUAGAGAGACUAGACAAGCACUCAUAGAUAUGAACACCUUGUUUACUCUACUCAAGGUAGACACCCGAAUUAAAGACAAAGUGAUGGCAUCUCCCCUUCAGAUCACACCACAGACAGCUACCGUGGCCUUUGAUAAUGUGCAUUUUGAAUACAUUGAGAGCCAGAAAGUCCUUAGUGGAAUAUCCUUUGAAGUCCCUGCAGGAAAGAAAGUGGCCAUUGUAGGAGGUAGUGGGUCAGGGAAAAGCACAAUAGUGAGGCUGUUGUUUCGCUUCUAUGAGCCUCAAAAGGGUAGCAUUUAUCUUGCUGGUCAAAAUAUACAAGAUGUGAGCCUGGAAAGCCUUCGGAGGGCAGUGGGAGUGGUACCUCAGGAUGCUGUCCUCUUCCAUAAUACUAUUUAUUACAACCUCUUAUAUGGAAACAUCAGUGCUUCACCUGAGGAAGUGUAUGCAGUGGCAAAAUUAGCUGGACUUCAUGAUGCAAUUCUUCGAAUGCCACAUGGAUACAACACCCAAGUAGGGGAACGAGGACUCAAGCUUUCAGGAGGAGAAAAGCAAAGAGUAGCAAUUGCAAGAGCCAUUUUGAAGGACCCCCCAGUCAUACUCUAUGAUGAAGCUACUUCAUCGUUAGAUUCGAUUACUGAAGAAACUAUUCUUGGUGCCAUGAAGGAUGUGGUCAAACACAGAACUUCUAUUUUCAUUGCACACAGAUUGUCAACAGUGGUUGAUGCAGAUGAAAUCAUUGUCUUGGACCAGGGUAAGGUAGCCGAACGUGGUACCCACCAUGGUUUGCUUGCUAACCCUCAUAGUAUCUAUUCAGAAAUGUGGCAUACACAGAGCAGCCGUGUGCAGAACCAUGAUAACCCCAAAUGGGAAGCAAAGAAAGAAAAUAUAUCCAAAGAGGAGGAAAGAAAGAAACUACAAGAAGAAAUUGUCAAUAGUGUGAAAGGCUGUGGAAACUGUUCGUGCUAAGUCACAUAAGACAUUUUCUUUUUUUGUUGUUUUGGACUACAUAUUUGCACUGAAGUAGAAUUGUUUUAUUAAAAAAAUCAUACAUUCCCA